Molecule: messenger RNA, 1346 nt
Organism: Corylus avellana
Lineage: Eukaryota; Viridiplantae; Streptophyta; Magnoliopsida; Fagales; Betulaceae
Gene: EB1A
Product: microtubule end binding protein EB1A
Molecular function (GO): microtubule binding
Source: RefSeq, a predicted model, not a curated record
GCACCAUUCAAUUCCUCCCACUUCAGUUUUUUUUUUUUUUUGUUUAAAAUAACCAAACAGAUUAUUAAACUUUCAAAAUCCCUCCAAAGAUUACGCUUUUAAUCGCCAUAAUCCUCACAUUAUCUUUCUCAUUUUCCCAUCUCUCUCUCUCUCUCUCUCUCUCUCUCUCUCUCUCUCUCUCUUUCUGUGCGUGAAAAUUGUUUGAAGGCGUUGCAAUGGCGACGAAUAUAGGAAUGAUGGACAGCGGGUACUUUGUAGGGAGGAAUGAGAUAUUGACUUGGAUUAACAAUAGGCUUCAGCUCAAUCUCUCUCGCAUUGAAGAGGCCGCUUCUGGUGCAGUGCAAUGUCAGAUGAUGGACAUGACCUAUCCAGGAGUAGUUCCAAUGCACAAGGUGAAUUAUGAUGCGAAGACGGAAUAUGAUAUGAUCCAAAAUUAUAAGGUUCUGCAGGAAGUAUUCAACAAGUUGAAAAUCGAUAAGCAUAUUGAAGUCAACAGGCUAGUUAAAGGACGGCCUUUGGACAAUUUGGAGUUCUUACAAUGGCUGAAACGCUACUGUGAUUCUGUAAAUGGUGGCAUUAUGAACGAGAAUUAUAAUCCUAUUGAGCGAAGGGGUAAAGGUGUGAAGGAUCGGAGUACUAAGGGGUCUCAGAAGAAUCCGAAAUCACUGCAAACAAACAAUAUGCACAAUCCUGGUUCUGGUGACACAGUUGGUCUUAAUAAAGCCUCUGGUUUCAGGCAAGGGAAGACAUACGGAGCAGCAGGUGGAGGUGAUUCUUCAGGGGAGGUUCAGGCGUUGUCCAAGGAGAUUUCUGAUCUUAAGUUCUCCGUGGAUCUUUUGGAAAAGGAACGAGAUUUUUACUUUGCAAAAUUGAGGGAUAUAGAAAUUAUCUGUCAGACUCCUGAAUGGGAAGAUCUCCCGAUGUCUGUGGCGAUUAAGAAGAUAUUGUAUGCUGCUGACGCCAAGGAAUCUGCACUUUCCGAAGCACAGGAUUACCUGUCCCAGUUUAUGCCUCCUGCUGAAGCUGAAGCUGAAGCAGGAGCAGAAGCAGAAGCAGAAGAUGAAGCCUGAGUCUUCUGACUGCCAAAGGAGGGUUGCCUGCAAAACGUAAGGCAUUUGCAGGCCCUUCUGGCUGGAUAAAAGUUUAAACCCCAAGGCUUCAUUUGAUCAAUGAGAUGCUAGUGAUCUUUCACGCUGCUUCAGCUGCUAAAUGCCAUUUAGACCUUUAUGUCUACUUGUAUCUGCUGGAUAGAUGGUCAUAAAUUGAAAUGACUAGCCUAAUAAUAGUAUAUUGAACUUCUUUUUCGCCUAGAACUUAAUUUGAAGAGAAUUGGUUGGUCACCAGAA